CCCGACUCUGCUUAAACUUGGGGUCCACAGAACCCGGAUCUAAAUCGUGUUUUCGUCUGAUAUUUAUGCGAGGUUUUGCAGUAGUCUCAAACGUUUCAAGCUCCCGCUCCUAGACGACGACCCAGUGUGAGAUACCGAUCCAGGGUUUGAAACAGCUUGUGCAUCUGAGGAACUGAAAAGAAGACCCGACUAAGAUGUCAGGGAGGAAAGAAACAGUGUUGGACUUGGCCAAAUUUGUGGACAAAGGUGUCCAAGUCAAGCUCACUGGUGGUAGACAAGUGACAGGUACUCUUAAAGGAUAUGAUCAGUUGUUGAACCUUGUUCUUGAUGAAGCAGUUGAGUUCUUAAGAGAUUCUGAUGAUCCACUAAAGACAACUGACCAAACCAGGCGCCUUGGCCUAAUUGUUUGUAGGGGAACUGCUGUGAUGCUUGUGUCGCCAACAGAUGGUACAGAAGAGAUUGCCAACCCCUUUAGCCAGCCUGAUGGUGUCUAAGAUGGAGUAGCUUGCUUUGCACUGUUUUUAAGAAACCAUGAUAGUGGUGUAUGUGAUAUCCAAGGCUUUAAAUUUGUCAUGCUCAUUUUUAUGAUAUGAGGCGAGUUCUGAUAUUGAAAUUCGUCUUUCUGGGGUUUGGAGUAGCUGACCCUAUCCACAGUUGCGUACUUUGUAAAAUUCACUAGAGUUUGAUACAACCUUAGCCUAAUUGUCUAUUUU
This is a messenger RNA of Argentina anserina (silverweed cinquefoil), 713 nucleotides long. RefSeq names its product sm-like protein LSM7. Gene Ontology annotation, cellular component: spliceosomal tri-snRNP complex; catalytic step 2 spliceosome; U6 snRNP. Gene Ontology annotation, molecular function: RNA binding. Gene Ontology annotation, biological process: mRNA splicing, via spliceosome; nuclear-transcribed mRNA catabolic process. Lineage: Eukaryota; Viridiplantae; Streptophyta; Magnoliopsida; Rosales; Rosaceae. The record is from RefSeq and is a predicted model, not a curated record. The transcript has 6 exons. Bases 195 to 494 code for a protein of 99 amino acids.